This is a messenger RNA of Acanthaster planci (crown-of-thorns starfish), 3538 nucleotides long. RefSeq lists its product as uncharacterized. The record is from RefSeq and is a predicted model, not a curated record. Gene Ontology annotation, cellular component: nucleus. Lineage: Eukaryota; Metazoa; Echinodermata; Asteroidea; Valvatida; Acanthasteridae. Gene Ontology annotation, biological process: negative regulation of DNA-templated transcription; negative regulation of circadian rhythm.
CGGUUGAGCGAUUGUCACGUCGUAUGUCAUGUGAGCAAAACACACGAUUGCAACCUAUCCCGUGUCUCACGUGUACCUGCACGGGAUCUUAAUGACACUGCAGUGAACCCGUAGUGUUAAGGACAAAUUGGCGUGCCAGUGCAUGUGGACAUGUUGUCAAUACUCGAAAUCAACCUUGAUGCUAGCGCUGUGGAUUGGAUGAGAAUCAUUACUGGUCGUGGUACACCCAAGUGAAAUUGUUCAUCAGGUCUGAUGUCGAACGGAUUCGUUUCCCAAAAUUUGCGUGCUUGUGUCCAAUUUCAAUCACUGCCAACGUUUGAUCCUCAAAACCGUCGUGGAUAUCAUCUUCUGAUGUAUUUUGUGAGCUGAUAUUGUUCUUCCUGUACUUGGGACCUACAUGUGCAUGUACUAAGUUACAUCUACUCAGCAAAACAUCGGUGAACGCCUUUUGGUUUCGAGCGUGAAAAUUCUCUCUGACGGCUGACAGGUUAUGCGAUUAAGGGGUAAUGAGAACAGCAGCUGCAAGCUUAGCAGACAGAGAUACAGACAUGGAUGAUGGUUCUCGAAAUCUCGAAAUCGACUUUGGCCCCCAUGGUAGCCGACUUUGUCUGUCGACCGGAAUCUCCGCAAUCCCAAACUAGUUUAGUGUAACCCAUUCGAGUGUAGAGGCACAGAUGGAGAGCGUUUCCAAGACGACAGGCCCUACCAGUAUGUCAGACAGUAAGCCAUGCCACAAACCGGCGAUCUUGUCCCCCCGCGCAGGUCCCGGGGAAGUAGUAACUUUUCCCGGGGUCUGGGGUAGUGACUGCCGGGCCGAAAACGACCACAUCUCGCCAGACCUUAAGGAGGUUGACGCCAUCGAGAGGUCAUCGUGGUGUUCCGGACCAAUGGGGUCGAAGAACCUCAGUGAGCAGUUGCUGAUCGAGCAGGACCAAUUGGAGAGUGACGAUGACGCCCGCGGGCAAAGUGUGUCAUCCUCUCUUAGCUCGCCUGAACUGGAGGUAGAGCAAGGGAUGCAUAUUAAGCGUGGUCCUGGACCGUCCAUAGUGGCUAUGGAAGCUGGAUGUGACACUCUGCCUCUUGGUAGUCGCCAGAAGGUGGCCAUCUUGAAUCCAAACUCGUCGCAAGAGAGAAGGAAGCACCUGCAGAGACGGGACGGGUUACCAGACUCAAGAAGUGUUAGUCCAUACUCAUCAGACUCCCUGUCCUCGUCAAGUCUCUCUGAUCGCUCGUCUUCUACUACACCCAAGGAUACGUACUCAAAUGAGACUAACGAGACGUCAUCCAGCAGCGUAGAGACUGGCAGCGACAAAGACAAGACGUCACCUUGGUCCAUGGCCAACUUUGACCGCGUGCUCCAUGAUGCACCCAAACGCGAGCACAUCCGGUCCAGGAAGUGUGGCAAGGGUAGCAGCAGUCAGUCCGAUUCAGGAUCCAGCUCCCAGCUGUCCAGGGGCAAAUCAGCCAAAGCUCUGUCCAUCAUGCGGAACAAGUUGCUCGGCAGAGCUACGGCCGAACCGACCGUCACCGACUCGGGAGCCUCCAUCAGCAGUGGCUCAGUGACCAUGGUCCACGCCCACCAAGAGAAGAAAGCCUACGAAUUGAAAACACAGAACUUCACGUCGAAUGGUACCGACACUGGCAUAGCCACGGCCAACACGAGCGGCCAGUCCGUGCAAUCUCAGAGCAACUGUAGCUUGUCGUCAUCAUCGGGGGUGGACACGCGGCAUCAAGUUGCACACAAAGAGAAGAAGAACUUGCCGGCCAAAUCAGUGAGUUCGCACUAUCACGAGAUCAGAAAUUCCAACAAAAGUGAAGAACUGAGCGAGGAAGGCUCCAACUCGCCUCACCAGCACCACUUUCCUCAUCGUCAGAAGGUGCCACAGAGUUACUCAAGUGACUCCGCCAGCACCGACGAGUCGGAGCGGAAGCGACGCCGCUUCAACCGCACAUUUGUACUGCUUCGUCACUGUGGACUCCUGGAGCUCACCUUGCAGACGGCCUCCCUGAUGCAGCAGAGUAGUCUCAUGAACCAACAGCUGAAGUCUCUGCGUCAACAGACGGAAGUUCUCUACAAUGCCAUCCACACAAUGUCUGUCAGCCAACCGCCCGCGUCCUCGUUUGACUCAGUUGCCGCCCAGGGGAUUCUAAAGAACUUGCGGGAAGUUUUGAACCGACAAGACGGCAUGUCCUACCACAGUCCAUCCAACAUAAACCUCCAGCACUCCCGAAGAAUGGGUGUCAAACGUACGAGCUCAGGCGAAACAAUCAGCCCGGAUAGUGGUAACGCGCAGUCGUCAAGCGUGGUCCAGAACAGUGGCAGUUCUACGUGAAUCUUCCAUCCACUUGUACUUUGGUUGACACCGUCAGCCAUGCUGUCUGUCCGAAAUAACAUCUGCUUUUCGCUCAAAGUGAAAGGUUUUGAUGCCGAGACAAUUUAUUUUCAUCUGAAAUCUGUGAUUCAGACGUGACUCUGUCAGUGGUGACUUACACCGUCAACGUUUAUCGUUUUUAUUCCCUUUGCUUUUAUGAUUGCCAAAACUUCUCUAGAUAGUUAUCACUAACAUCAUUUUGUGGUCUUUAGGAAAAAAACACGUUGCCUCGCCAAAUUCCUCAUUCUGAGGAGAAGUAGGGUAGCUAACUACAUGUACAUGUACUCAUUUUCUAAAAAUCAUCAAGUUAUUGUUAGGGUCAUUAUGAUAAAUCACGAAACGCUGUGGAGCUUUUAAUGAUUGGUCUCUUCGUACCACCAUCUACACUCGGCUUGUGUGUUUUGGCUCAUUAUAUGUAACGUACAGUGUAACAAAUCUCGCACUUAAGUUCUAUUAGAUCUUGCAUAUGGCCACCUGAGAGGCCCAAAGCUCUUCUAAUUGUAGACGUUGAUAACCGACCUCUUGUUUCCACAGGUUUUUUUCACUUCCAAUGAUUUGUUAUUUCACUUAUUGUACUUUUUUGAUCAAAAAUUUCUUCGUGAUGGCAGCUUUGUUCGAUAUCGCGAUGUACAAAAAUAUUUAUUUAUACAAUGGAAUAUAAUUUUUUAUGUAAAUUGUGUUUUGAUAUUGUGCGUGAUAAGAUCGUUUCUCCAAAACGCUGUUGGUUUUGUUUUGUUUGUUUGUUGUUGGAUUUUUUUGUUUUGUUUUGCGCAAUAAAGUGUACUAUACCUUACAAAGGUAGAACUUCCAUGAUCGAAGAAUGUUUCAGAUGGAAGUUUGUUCCCAUUGACGAAAAAACGGAAUAACUUCACGUAUGCAGUUUAUUGCCUACUGAGCCGCUGUGCGUGAGAUUUGUCGGGACGCAUGAUCAUCAUGAUUGUAAAACGGCUGGUUAAUAAUUAAUCGUAUUUAAAUGCUUGACCAGUUACCGUUACACUUCCAAUAUUGAAAUGAUUUGGCCAAUAGGUCUCUAAAGAUAAAGUUUUCAGUUGCAUUGAAUUAAUGUAGAGGGAAGGUGUACAAAUCGCACGCUCAUUGCAUGUACAUGUAUAUGUAUUUGCAGCAGGGGCGCAUGUAAUAAAGAGAUAUUCAGCAUAUUCAACCAA